Musa acuminata subsp. malaccensis (wild Malaysian banana) is the source of this 705-nucleotide messenger RNA. The record is from RefSeq and is a predicted model, not a curated record. NCBI's taxonomy places the organism in Eukaryota, Viridiplantae, Streptophyta, Magnoliopsida, Zingiberales, Musaceae.
CCCGAGGACCAUGCGAAAUGACCAUGUCCUUUUAUUGCAUGAUUGGAUUCACAGGUCGUCGUCGCGUUGCGGAGGUGGUACUGAGCCGGUGGCAGGGGCUUUAUUACUGCUACAGCGCUUCCAUGCAGUGGAUGUGGAAAUGAGUGUAGUCUCACACUCGGGCUUGGGAGCCGAGUUCGAGUAGCAGAAUCCUCCUCCCUUUGCUUAGAUGGGGGAAACAUGGCAUGUGGAACUGAGAUGGUUGCUGAGGCUUUGAUUAGAUGCCAGAGGGUAGUAAUAACUGUCAUCAGCAAAGGUGCUCUUUUUAGCUGGAACCCUACACGGUGGACCAAGCUUAAGCUUCACAUUGCAGCAUGUAGAGUCUGGUGCUCGUUUGUGGCACAGGAGAUUGGGGAGGGAGGGGAGACAACCUUUGUUGGAAGCUGUGACAGUGAGAGGGAGGGGGAGAACGAGAACGGAGGGUCGGAGAUCCGACUCGUUUCGCUUGAGAUGCCAGAUCUCGUCUCGGGGGGUCCCAUCGGGCAGCACGCGGGGCCCACAAGGGAGGCUACACUUACACUCGCGCGGCAGCCGCGCCCGACCCGUGCCACGUUCCCGCUGCUCUUGCUUCGAGGCGCCUCCACGUGGUCCCCCGCUUUCAGCCCGUCCCACCUGCGUUCUACCCGGUCGUUUACUUAAUGUGGGACCUUCUCCUUCUCCAACGGG